UGGAAACCCUUAUUAGUGAUCACUCGUAUAGUCACCCUUUCACCCCCACAGCCUUGCCGUCUCGGACGAAGCAAGGGCUUCGGGUAACCAUGUUCGGGACCCCGUCGGCUUCGUCAACGCCGGCCUUUGGCACGCCUUCUUCCGCUCCUGCCUUCGGUUCUUCUCCGUCUUUUGGCACGCCUUCUUCGUCUCCGGCUUUUGGAGCGCCUUCUUCCGCUAUGGCUUUCGGCGCGCCUUCUUCCGCUCCGGUCUUCGGCACCGCUUCGUCCACUCCAUCCUUCAUCACUCCUACCUCAAGUCUGCCGUUCGGUACACCUCCUUCCACACCUGCCUUUGGUACGCCUUCAUCCAUGCCCGCAUUUGGAGCGCCUUUGUCGGCGCCAGCCCCUUCCCCCCUUUUUCCACAGCAGUCGCAGCAGCAGCAUUUUACAAUCCAGCCGGCCUCCCUCCCUUUUGGAAAUCCUCAGAUAACGACUCAAAUGGCUCCCGUCGCUCCCGUCCGGCUUUCCCUCGCUGAUCGAGACAUCCACGCAAUCAUAGAUGCUUACAAGGAUGAGCCGGGGAAUCCUAAGUACUCGUUUAGGCAUUUGCUGUUAAGCGUCACAGAUCAUGCCGCACGGGUGAAACCGUUUGGUGCAUCUGAUAUCUCCUGGGCAGAGGCAAUGAGGAAGCUGGAGGGAAUGGACAGUUUAGAUAGAGACAGGUUGUGGCCUCAACUUGUACAGGGCUUUAAAGAUCUAUCCGAUCGCCUCAAGCUUCAGGAUGAAGUUAUUAUUUCGGAUGCUGAGAGGCUGAAAAUGACACAAGCUAAUGUCAAGCUAGUUAGUCUCAACAAUUUUGUGCUCCAAAGACAUUUUCAAGCAGACAGUUUUCAGUGGAUUCAAAGAUUGAAACAGAAAGAACAAACACUUCUGAGGCGUCUUUUGAGGGUUAUGAGGAUAGUGGAAGCUCUGGAGAGUAAGGGUUACAGGAUACCUCUGAUGAAAGGUGAAGCUGAACUGUCUGAGAAGUUGGCUGCAAUCACAAGACAACUGAAAGGUCCUGGAACAGAGUUAUCGAGAAGGGUACAUAAUCUUCUUUCUAUAACCCGCAUGCGUGCUAACUCUGGUGAUUUCAGAGAUUCCAUCCAUAUUCUAGGGUCAGCAAAGUUGCAGGAGCAAAGCCUUUGUGACUUGCAAGAGGCACUUCAACAAGAAAAUGAAGCGAUUGCUAGGUUGGGCAAUGUCUUGAAGCGAGAUGUGAGAGAUUUGGAGAUCAUCAUGUCUGAGGGCACGGAUAUGUUGGAAGAUGGUAGGCAGAUUUUGAAGAUCCAAUAGUUUAUACUUAGUGUUCCCCCAAAAUUGACUUUACUGCUAGGAGGCAGCAGAAGGAAAUGAAAUCAGACUGUACAGUGAUGAAGAGGAUGAAAGUAUGCUAAUUCAACUCAGCUAAACAUCCUUCUAUUUUGACAAUACAUUUUUCACUUCGGACCACUUCAAAAAGUUUCUAACAUAGAGUUGACAAAGUCUUUGGUAAUUCUAUUAACAGAAUGUUAUCUACUAUGAUUCUGUUACACCUACUUUUUUUUUAUUUUCAUUUUAGUCUAUUUAAGAUUUUUUGGAAUCUUAGCCAAAUAGUACGUUAUGAAUUCCCCUUGCGAAAAUGCAAUCUUUCUGUCAUAUAAUAGAUAUCCUGCUAGUUGUUUC
This is a messenger RNA of Zingiber officinale, 1685 nucleotides long. Its product is annotated as nuclear pore complex protein NUP54-like. Gene Ontology annotation, molecular function: structural constituent of nuclear pore. The record is from RefSeq and is a predicted model, not a curated record. Gene Ontology annotation, cellular component: nuclear pore central transport channel; nuclear pore. The coding region runs from base 90 to 1316 and encodes 408 amino acids. Gene Ontology annotation, biological process: NLS-bearing protein import into nucleus; protein localization to nuclear inner membrane; nuclear pore organization. NCBI's taxonomy places the organism in Eukaryota, Viridiplantae, Streptophyta, Magnoliopsida, Zingiberales, Zingiberaceae. The transcript has 9 exons.